GCGUCGGCUGCCGAAGGAUCGCCAAAAGAGUAGAAGGGAUGCGGUACCAAUAUGGCGGCUCGGUUAAAAGCAAUCCACCGGCGUAACCACUGUCAGUCCGCGACUUGGCACGGCGGUAGCGCGUUCGUUCGCACGAGUAUAAUCGGUGUCGCGAAACAAAAAAAAACACACGGCUUCUCUACCCUUUUCUUCCAUAUAAAAUAUACACGUAUAUUUAAGAGAAAGCACUCGAUUUCUAUUUUUAUAUACAGAUAUUUUUGACUCUCUUAAUUUUCGAUAAGAACACGUUUUCAAGAGGAGACUUCGCCGUGAAGUAAUGCUUCUGUAACCGAUCCGCAAUAAGUCGUCGCGAAUCGUAGAACCGUCGUGCCCGGCAAUUGGUUCACGUUCUCGUCUUACCGUGUCUCGAAUUCACUCUCUGCAGCAGCAGAUCGGCGCGAAAUCGCUGACUGAGAUCAGUUCACGUUCUUGUAGAUAAUUCGAUCGUCGUCAAGUGUCAACGUCUGAGAAGAAACAAACGAGACAACAGAGUGUGUGUUUCCCAUUGUGAAGAGGAAGAGACCGUUACGCGAGAUCGACGUUCUCCAACCUUUUUCUUCGGAACCCGCAAAUCUGGUCUUGGAAAUCUGCGCCCUUGAUUCUGACGUCGCGAGGAUUUCGUGAAGGCGCCCUCAGAGAGGAGAAAAAAAAAAGGAAGAAUCAUGUCGAUUGUAAUGCAUUACGUGGACCGGCUCCACGAGAUACUUGACAAACAUGCAGAUCAGAGGACAACGAAUUGGUUCUUGAUGAGUUCCCCGUUUCCCACCCUGUUCAUCUGUCUGACCUACGUGUACGUCGUGAAAGUUCUGGGACCGAAGCUGAUGGAGAACAGGAAGCCCUUUCAGUUGAACAACAUCCUGGUGAUGUACAACCUGUUCCAAAUGGUGUUCUCGGCGUGGCUGUUCUACGAGUUAGGAAUGUCCGGAUGGCUGACUGGCGACUAUUCUCUAAGGUGUCAACCCGUAGACUACAACGAUCGACCCAAAGUAUUAAGGAUGGUGCACGCAUGUUGGUGGUAUUACUUCUCCAAAUUCACGGAAUUCAUGGACACGAUCUUCUUCGUACUGAGAAAGAAGAACAAUCACGUGUCGACGUUGCACGUUAUUCACCACGGUUGCAUGCCAAUGUCAGUGUGGUUCGGCGUUAAAUUUACACCUGGUGGUCACAGUACGUUCUUCGGGCUGCUGAACACGUUCGUCCACAUCGUGAUGUACACGUACUACAUGCUGGCAGCUAUGGGCCCGAAAGUGCAGCCGUACCUCUGGUGGAAGAAGUACCUGACCGUCUUCCAGAUGGUCCAGUUCGUCCUGGUGAUGAUCCACGCGUUCCAGCUGCUCUUCAUCGAAUGCAACUACCCGAAGGCGUUCGUUUGGUGGAUCGGACUGCACGCGACCAUGUUCUUCUUCUUGUUCAACGAGUUCUACCAACAGAGCUACCAAAGCAGGAAACGACCAUUGGCGAACGGCGUCGCGAAGAAGGACCACCAGCAAAGCAGUCAGACGAACGGCUUGACGAACGGAUCCAUCGGCAACUCGUCGUCUGGACGAAGGGACGCCGCCGAUUACUACGUGAAGGGCGACAGCCUGGCGGCGUCGGAGCUCAACCUUCGAAGACCCUACACGACGACCGAAUGACCCGAUCGUUCAACGUCGUUAGACCGUCAUCGAUUCAUCUCAUCCCCCUUGUACCAUCGAUCCUCCGAGUCGCAUCCGGGCUUCGCUCUGUUUGCUCUUCCGGUCCGACGAUCGUUCGCGAUCUCAGCGGGGCAUCGGAACAUCGAAAAAGCCUGUACAGUAAAAUAGUACAAACUGGUUCAGUGUAUUCGUAGAGGGAGAGACAUAGAACGGGAGAAAGGGUGAGUGUAGGACCAGGCAAUCUACCCAAGAUGCGUUCGACCCGGAUUUGUCGCGGCUCGCGGUCACGGAUCCCUGGCUCCCCGACGAUCUAGGUAUCCGUGAACCUCGGCACGCUGAUCGUACACCCGCCACGACCGACGUAGAGCCGACUUUCGCGUCGUCGGGAGCGAGAAACCUUCGCGUCGGCUGGCUAGGUUGGGCAAAAUUGAAUCCGCGAGCUUGAGUACCAAGUAAUCGGUAAUUGUGAUCGACACGUUGACUGGCAGGGUAUGCGGCACACCUGUGCACAGUUGGAUAGUCAAAUCAUGUUCGACGCGGUAGAAUCUCGAUUGUUGCACGAGAGCCUCGUUCGUUGCAACGAGUUGGCGAUUGAAAGGUAUGGUCACUUGUGAACGAGCGAAGGUGGAGGAGGAAAGUGACCGAUAGGUGUGAUAAUGAAGAUUAAUGGGGCUUCCUCUCAUUGAAUAGAUUACCUCUCUAUAGUUAUAAGCAUUUUCAGCCCCUUUUCCUGCGAUAAUCGAGGCUCUAUCGUAGAAGGCAUAACUUGUUACGAAAGUGAAAGCAAUCUGUAAAAGAAUAACGAGUACAAAAGAAAUUUUCAUUGCCGCCCUGUCGAUGGAUAGCUCUUCUCGCGCGGCUAACCUCUUGCUGCCAAUUGUUCGAAAGAAAAAGAAAAAUCGCUGUGCAUUGGGAAACGUAGUAUUUGUCCAUGAAAAAGUAACGAGUUAUUCGGUGACAGUUAACGUAUAAACGAUUAAUGAAUAAUCAGUAAUCCAUGACAGCGAUCGGUAGAUAGUCAAGCACGAUUAACUUUGGAAGGCUACGAGUCAUCGAUUGGUAAUUAUGAUUAUCGAUUAACGCGACAACUGUGAGCGGUGACUGCAGACGUAAUCGCAAAGCAAUCGUGUUGCCCAACUAUGCCGGGUGAUCUUGUAUUCUGUUCUGCGUCGACGUUGAACCAGCCAGACCGAUCCGAUCGGUAAUCUCGCCGAUAGGAUUGCGGCGGGACCGGGGUAUAGGUAACAAUUACGUAAAGAAUGCUUGGAUGUAUAACUUCGCGCCGUCGUUGUUACAUUACCGUCUCGGGAGACGGUGAUUUGUCGUAUUACGAUACAGAAGCACGGUAAUAGGGGAGAAGUAAUCAUUUCUUAUUGACCAUGGUGAAAUUGCGGCGGUUUCCGCGGCUAGAAAGACCUCUCACUCUCUUGCAAUUCGCGUGAAAUUGGCUGGUUUUCUCCCCUCUUCCUCACACGCUCCGUUUCAUUAGAACAGGUAUUGUCGCGGUGCGACAUUUACGGUUUAUGCAAUUUUUAAACACGUUGAGAUGCGAACUGGGAGGAUGGGCGGAAUUUUGUCCGAAUAAUAAAUGAACAGAAACUCUGCAACGAUUACCAGAGGGUUGCCAGAGAUUAAAAUAUCGAAUUGGCUUUUUAAAUUCUAGAAUCGCGAGAUUGGCAAACCUCUGCAGCGCGGUGUAGCCGACCUCGUGGCAGAGCGGUUAAGAAUCAACGCGAUAACUGUCAUUCGUUCGACGGUUAUACAAUUCGAUUACACGGUCACGCAAUUAUACAGUUCAAACUAUAAUUUUUAUCGAGCGGUGCUCAUCUCUUAUUCGCCAGUUUUUUAUCCAGAUGAAAAUUUCACCUAUCCUCUCCCGAGAUGGCAUUCCGCAGAACGUUUUUGCUGUCAUCGGUUGCGCGCGCGCGACGGCGUUGGCGGCUGCUCAUAGAUUAUAUAAAAACAAGGAAUUAUAUAAGAGAGUUAACUGUGAGCGUUGGAUCGUGAUUGCACAACAAUGCCACCGACCGUUAUCCGAUUACAUAAUUCGGGGAAGAUCACUUUUUUUCGCGCCUCAUUACAGCCGAGAUCUGUUUCAUCGACGGCUAGAGAAUUUGUUUGCUCUUGUUGUCGCUUGUUCGAGAGCCGUUGGCCUUAAUUCAGUCCGGUCCAAACGGAGAACAGCCUCGACGCGCGCGCGCGCGCUUUCGCGUUAUGUAAACCACGUGCGGAAAUCAAACUGAACCAGUGUUUUCAAAGUAGGAGGCGUAUUACGAUCCGGAAGGGGGCGUGAGAAAAUUUUUUAAAUUGAAAGAACCCCGUUAGAAACGUUUGUAAGGCUAUUAGGCUCUGAAACAGAUUUUUUUUUUAUUUUCGGGUGAGGGUGGGAGGCGAUUUAAAAAACCAGUUUGGAGAACCAUUCGAUUAAACUUUCUCGUGGGAACGUGCGGAGUACAUCGAAAUUCGAGAGUAGGUUCGCGAACGUCUAACAAAACUGUGAGAUAAACGACUAGAUCGAAAUCGAAUGGGUCACACGCCCAUUGCAUGCUUCUUGUUUCGUAUAUACAUAUUGUAUGAACGGUUUUAGACUCUUUCGGUUUUAAAAGAAAUUUUUAGAGUGCAUAUGUUGCUGAACAUAUUUCCAGGUUUUUAAAACCCGUGAUAAUGCAUCCAUAUCGUGAACCGACACGCGAGAAACGCUCUGCGAAUCGUUGGCGAGUAAAUGCGACGCUUAGAGAGGUAGGUGCUCGAUCUGCGCGGCGGUCGUGCGCACGGUGUACGGUAUGUCCAUUAUUGUACAUAAAAUACAUCGUUUAUUUCGGUAUGCUCGACUCGAAAGCCACUCAGUUCGAAACUAACAAAUAUAUAUAUAUAUAUAUAUAUGUAUGUUGAACGAGAAAUCGGAAGAUUGUACAAAGUUUGCAAUUUUUUAUUAAUCGGUAAUAAGAUUGAUCUAACGAAUUAAUUAAUAAUGUAUAGUUGAACGUAGGUAUAUACAGGGUGGUCCAGUAGAAAUGAAACACCUGAUCGAUCCUUUUUGGACGGUUUUCGGAGGAUGAAGCAAGUGUCAAGAAUCGCGUAUCCCCUACUUGGCAGAUUUCAAACUUUUUUUUUAUAAGAAAAAUUAAACAAUCUAUCCUGGGACUGGCAUUAAAAUCGAGAAUGAAUGAAACCUGAACUUCUAUGGUCAAAGUAAUAUAUAUUGACAUAUAUAGUUACCUAACUACAUUAUUGUACAAAUUACUGUGAAGUGCGUGCACAGUCUUUUAAAAAUUUAUUUUCCUCGAUACUUUAAUACUGUACUUACUACUUUAACCCUAGAAGAACGUCUGGUAUCUCGACUCUUACGUUUAGUUUAAUUAUAAGUGUUUUACAAGCGUGUAAAUUAUGUUACGUUGAAAAUUCAUAAUAUAAGAAAUGCGAGCCUUAAAAUGUACUUGAAAUUGAUUCGAUGGUUAUUGACACAACUUUCGGCCAAACUUGUUAGCUCUCUAUAUUUCUAUACUUCUAACACAGGUGACUUUAUACCUAAUCGUAACAAGGGGUUAAUUUUUAAAUCCUUUACAAAAGAAUGAUAUAUGCGUAACGUUCGUCCUAGAAGACAAUUCGAAUGUUUUCGUCCCUACUUCGCAUUUUCAAUCAUAGAAGGAUAUAAAUCGAUUCAAUUUCUGAUGGUCCACCCCGUAAGUUAGGACUUCUCACUGAUUGGCUUUUAUGCCGAAUAUGUUGUACGCAUUGCGAAGUCGCGCAAAGCAAAGGAAACGUACGUUUUCGACGACCAAAUGUUAGAUUCCUCCAACGUGCCUUGUGAGAUAAUGAUAAACGGGUGUGCCUUAAUAUCUAGGACGUGUUCCGACCAUCCAGCGUGCGAGGAUCGUUCUUAUUCACAACGAAACUUAACAAUUGCGCGUCGCGAACGAUCCAUCGUUGAUGUCUCCUUUUCGAUCAGUAACACGGUCAUCGAUAUCAGAGCUGUGAUUACCGAAACAUAUUCGAUCGAGUGUCACUUGUGAUCUAGACAUUAAGGUUUCGAUUCAGAACGCACCGUUAGAGACACCGAAUCCACCGUAUCAGGUUCUUUUCCUUUUCUGUAAACGCUGUCCUGUAUCCGAACCGCGAAACUUUGCUCAGGACUAAAUCGUUAACAGAGCGUUCAGAAUCACGGUUGUUGAAAUUGUUGUUAGAGUGUAGGAAAAUCUGCGAGAGUUUGUAUUCUUCUUUUUACCAACGUUUUCGAAUUACGCAUACGUUAACGCUCCCCCACCUCUCCGAUAUCUGAAUACAGUAAGUCCUUAUCUCGUGGGAUUAAUUCUAGUUUUCCGUGUAAGACGAAUUAUAUAAAUACUAUACAUCGAAGGGAGAAGGAAAGAUCAGUCCUCGGUGAAGAAUUACGUGGUGUCUCAGCAAGGGGAACAUGGACAGUGUCGAAAAGUUUUUGCUGAAACACAGGCUUUUCGAAGACUGAUCAAAAUGUUUCAUCCAGCGAGACCAACGUUUCCUAUCAAGAUUGAUAUUUCCUUCUCCUCGCAAUACAUUUGACAUAUAAAUUUGGGUAAAGCAAACUUUACAAGGACUCACUGUAUUUUUCGAAGCGAACGCUCGCGAUCCAAAAGAUCUGUGAUGUAGAUCAUUCGUGUACUGUAUAAAUUGCGCGAGUCAACGUUUUUCUUCGACCGUUUAAAUUAGAAAUAUCGUUGCGGAUAUUUGCUCAAAUUUGUUUUGUAGAAAUUACUUAAACCAGUAACUCGAGUUCGUGCAUCCAGUAGGUAUCUGUACAAUUGCAGCGGUUGGGAAACGAUCACGUAGAUCGCCGAUCCUUUGAACUUUGUACCAUGCCGACAGACCAUAAGAGAUCGAAUAGUUACGACGAAUACGAUCGAUGUGCACAAAACGUCCACUUAGUGUUUCGUUCGCUUUGCACGUUUCGUACACCUUGUAUAUAGGUAGGUUAGUUUUGUACUGUCGUAAGGAAAAAGAAUUAAUUAGAAACGGAGGUAGCGAUCAUUGUGCCACGCUUCGCGUCGACACACGAGCGAAUAAAGCUUAAAGAAGGAAAGGAAAAAAAAGUAAUAGAGUCACAUACCAUAAGUAUCGUGAGCAUAAUGAUAAUUUAUAUACGAAUCUACAUCUAGAUAUUAUUACGAAUAAAGAGUUGUUAAAAAAAAAAGGCAAAGCGAAAUUUACAAACGAAAUUAACCACUAUUUUGUAUUCGCGGCUACAAUUAUUUUGUUUUUAACAAAUCUUUGAAAUGAAGAUUGAAAUAGCGCACUAACAAAAAGCGAUGGGACCGAUGCUUUAUCUUCUUAGAACUGAUUAGACUUCAUCGUUGCGCUAUAUACUCGUUGAACGGUGUAUGAUAAAAAGAAGAGUAAAGGGGCAUCAAUUAACUACAGCAAUAAUUCUUUGCUUGGUAGAGGAGAACUUCAGAUUAUUUUUAUUCCGAUUCAUAUGAAAGCGAUUAUCUACUUUUAUUUUUUCAGUUCUUGUCAUAUGAUCAACGGUCGUAGAACGAGUUCAUUUUCUAACAUGUCUUGCAUUGUUAUUCUCGAAUCAAGCUACCUUGUUGGCGACCGAAUUGCGUGCCUGACAAGUGGGAUGAAAUAAACAGGACGGUAGAAUGCAAAUUGCGAGAUGGAUCAAAAUGAAUUAAUUGGAGAUUAAGUAGAGAAUUAAAUACCGACAGUGGCGUAUGGUGCGUUCUCAGAGCCACCAAUCGUUCUUUUAUCUCGCGAUACAAAACAAGUCGGAAAUAAUUAUCUCAUGCAACGUGGACUUCAUUAUAUCGUGUCUCGUAUUCCCAUGUACUGAUAAGGAACAUGAUUUUUAUAAUUGUCACGCAAUGAUUAAAUACCUGCUAAAUCAAAGGCCAGUGGUAGACCAUCGAUUGCUUCAAAAUUUAAUUAUGAUUAUUAUCAACUUAGUAAGCUGAGAAUUCACGCUCGUAAUUAAAUAAUAUUGCCAUGGUUUUAACAUCCCAUGGGUGUUAUAUGAUGGCUGGAGAAAUAAAUCGAUUUUGUUUCAGGUG
Hylaeus volcanicus is the source of this 7699-nucleotide messenger RNA. Its product is annotated as elongation of very long chain fatty acids protein AAEL008004-like. The transcript has 7 exons. The record is from RefSeq and is a predicted model, not a curated record. The coding region runs from base 702 to 1673 and encodes 323 amino acids. Gene Ontology annotation, molecular function: fatty acid elongase activity. Gene Ontology annotation, cellular component: endoplasmic reticulum membrane. NCBI's taxonomy places the organism in Eukaryota, Metazoa, Arthropoda, Insecta, Hymenoptera, Colletidae. Gene Ontology annotation, biological process: fatty acid elongation, polyunsaturated fatty acid; very long-chain fatty acid biosynthetic process; fatty acid elongation, monounsaturated fatty acid.